UACUCUCGCCUCGCACCCAUACACCUCCGGCGACUCCUCCUCUUCCUCCCCUCGUCCACGUACACGGAUAUCCUCGCACUCGCACACACCGUCUCCGUAGCCGCAACCUUCUUCUUCUAAUUCUAAUACUUCUUCAGCUGUUUUCUGUUUCUUCGGGUAUCAAGCGUGCGUGUGUCUCCAGGAUCCCCCACCUUCGAUCCGACUUCACCAGCUGAUCACCAUCAUCAUCAACGCCAGACAGGAUGGCCGCAUCCCUGAUGUUCCGAAGGAUUAAUGUGGCUUUGGCCAACCUCGAGAGGACCCUCGUCGAACUGCUGAACCCCAGAGGACCGCCACCAGAUGCGUUUUGCUUGGUGGGUGUUGAAGGUUACAGAGUAUCAGGAAAUGAGCCUAAACCUUUCUCUAUCAAAGACAUAAUCGGCGAUGGUCUGUUAUGGGCUGUGCCCAAGCACCGUCGCUCCUUGGAGAAACGUCUGAAGAGGAAAUUUGGAGAUCCCGAGUACGUGAAUAAACUGAUCUUACCGAAGACCACUCUGAGGGUCUGCAAUACCUGUGGAGAUGAUCACGAAGUCGGCGUUUUGUGCCCCACGUGCUACAAGAAGGUCAUCGAGGAGACUAAACUGAUGCAGGACAAGAUCCAAGAAGAACUUAAGUUGGAACCAGUUGAGACUGAAGUCGUGGUGUUGUAUAACGGUGAAAAGGACGAUAAACCUUCAGAAUUCUGGCAAGGAAAACGGAUUGUCGAGAUGGAAAAGGAACGUCCAUCGUGGUUCAGCAAGAACCUCACGCAGCAGACGACCCAACAGCCGGCAACCACGAGCGAUGUGAAACCAUCGCAGCUCGGUUAAGAAAAAAAAUAAGUUUAAUCGUAAAAUGGAUUUAGUCAAAUAAAGUGUGAAAAUAAAUAGUAUUAUUGCCAA
Molecule: messenger RNA, 920 nt
Organism: Nicrophorus vespilloides
Lineage: Eukaryota; Metazoa; Arthropoda; Insecta; Coleoptera; Silphidae
Gene: mRpL32
Product: 39S ribosomal protein L32, mitochondrial
Exons: 3
Coding region: 243-848 (201 amino acids)
Biological process (GO): translation
Cellular component (GO): mitochondrial large ribosomal subunit
Molecular function (GO): structural constituent of ribosome
Source: RefSeq, a predicted model, not a curated record